AUGUCUCUGUCUGUCCUCACAGACGUCCAGAUCAGGGCCCUUCUGGAGAACCUGACCGCGGAUGAACUCGAGGGCUUUCGCAACUCGCUGAAGUCGGCGCUUCAUGAGUAUUCGACGGGCACACAGUCGAUCGAGGAUGGAUAUAUUCACCAACCGCAUCGCACAACUAUCUCCUCUGCAAAGACGGGGACGACCACUCUAUUCAUGCCGUCAUGUAGCACUGUUGGUGUCGGCAUCAAAGUCAUAACACUCAGCCCUCCCCAAAGCAAGGACGCAAAAGACACAAAACCAAAUGUCCGGCCCACAGGCGCCAUCACCCUCUUCUCAGAGACCGGCGCCCCGGUGGGGAUCCUGCACGCGAGCACGCUGACGGCCUUCCGGACGGCCCUGGCGUCGGCGUGCCUGCUGGUCAAGCGCCAGCGGGUGCACACGCUGACCGUGUUCGGGUGCGGCGAGCAGGCCUUCUGGCACGUCCGGCUGGCGCUGAUGGAGCGCGGCAGCACGAUCAAGCACGUCAACAUCAUCAACCGCCGCUUCAGCGACAACUGCAAGACGAUCCUGCAGCGCUUCUACAGCACGCCCGCGCACAUCAAGGAGCGCGAGGGCUGGAAGGACGCCACCUUCAGCAUCCUGACCCCCGGCUACGGCGAGUACCAGCGCCUCCAGCGCGAGCAGAUCCGCGCCGCGGACGUCAUCUUCUGCUGCACGCCCAGCACGCAGGCCCUGUUCGACGCCAGCGUCCUGACCAACCACGAGGGCCGUAAGAAGGGCCGUCUCAUCGUCGCUGUGGGGAGUUACACGCCCGAGAUGGCCGAGCUCCCCGUCGAGCUUCUCCAGCAGGCUACGAAGACACAUGACGGCGCACAUCGCCACUACCACAAGCAUGCGCCCGAGGGCGGUGUCAUCAUCGUCGACACGCUGGACGGGGCGAUGCACGAGGCAGGAGAGAUCAUCUCUGCGGGGCUCUCGCCGAAACAACUCGUAGAACUCGGCGAGCUCGUCAUGCUGCAUAGAAUCCGACAAGACGAGAGCGAGAUGUCAGACGCCAGCAGCCUCAACAGCAGCAGCAACCUCAGCGCCGACUUCGACAAGCUAGAGGUCAGCUCCAAUCCCUCGUCCAUGUCCACGGUGUUCGGCUCGACGUCCGGGUCCGAGACGCCGGCAUCCCCAAGCAGGACAUCCUCGCCGCACCGGCGGAGCAACAGCGGCUUCUUCCACAGACGGUCGUCCAGCCAGGGCCCGUCGUCGUCCGAGCGCCAGAAGACUAAGGAUGACCAUCUGGCGCGGUGGCUGACGUACGGAAACGUCGUCUACAAGAGCGUCGGGCUCGGGCUCAUGGACCUGACGGUCGGCAUGGACCUCAUCCGCUUCGCAAAGGACAGGGGCAUCGGGAGUCAUAUAGAGGGGUUCUAG
This is a messenger RNA of Phaeoacremonium minimum UCRPA7, 1413 nucleotides long. RefSeq names its product putative ornithine cyclodeaminase mu-crystallin family protein. Bases 1 to 1413 code for a protein of 470 amino acids. The record is from RefSeq and is a predicted model, not a curated record. The transcript has 3 exons. Gene Ontology annotation, cellular component: cytoplasm. Lineage: Eukaryota; Fungi; Ascomycota; Sordariomycetes; Togniniales; Togniniaceae.